Scatophagus argus is the source of this 593-nucleotide messenger RNA. RefSeq names its product cytochrome c oxidase subunit 6A, mitochondrial. The transcript has 4 exons. Gene Ontology annotation, biological process: mitochondrial electron transport, cytochrome c to oxygen. The coding region runs from base 162 to 461 and encodes 99 amino acids. NCBI's taxonomy places the organism in Eukaryota, Metazoa, Chordata, Actinopteri, Scatophagidae. The record is from RefSeq and is a predicted model, not a curated record. Gene Ontology annotation, cellular component: mitochondrial inner membrane. Gene Ontology annotation, molecular function: enzyme regulator activity.
GACAGAUUGAAACGGGGAGGAGCCUGACACACUGAGUUCAGCUCGGGACGGACUGAAGGACAAACGAGCAGAAAGGAAGAGAAAACUGUAUGAGUAACAGGUUUCAACAGAAAAAUAAACAGAAUAGCAAAGCAUAGUGAAUAUUUCCUGCCUGAAGAACAAUGUCUCUGUCUUCAGCCGCUCGUCGAGUGUUUGCUGCCGCGUCACAUUCAGGUCAUGAGGGAGGAGCGAAGACCUGGAAGAUGCUGACCUUUGUGGUGGCCUUGCCUAGUGUGGCGGUCGGCAUGGUCAAUGCCUACAUGAAGAUGCAGGCGAACCCACACGAGCCGCCAGAAUUUGUGCCGUAUUCUCACCUGCGUAUGCGCACCAAGAAAUUUCCCUGGGGCGAUGGAAACCACACUCUGUUCCACAAUCCUCACACGAAUCCUCUGCCCGAUGGCUACGAGAACUCCCACCACUGAGAGAAGCAGCCACAUUUCUUCACUGCGCUUCCUGUCAGCAGCGCACUCGGCUUAAUUAUACUAACCGAGGGGCCAAGCCGCGGCGCCACGAGGCGACGCACCUCGACACAAAUAAAACCACUUCAUGCUGUA